AUGAGUGCCUUCGGCAACAAUCCUACACAGAGCGCCGCGUCAAACACGACGGGUGCGGGAACGCCUGCAAGCGGCACUGGUCCUGGAACAAACCUUUUCGGAGGCUCUGCGUUCGGAGGCGAGUUUAGAUCUUCUUUAUAUCCCUCUGGAAACGAAUCUAACAACAGCGGUGCGGGGCUUUUCGGUGGAGGUAACGCGACGAACACCACAGGUGGUGCUGGCCUGUUCGGAGGUGCGGCUUCUGGCGGCAAUCUAUUCGGGAAUUCUGGGGCCAAGCCAGCUGCCGGGGGUGGUUUAUUCGGGAACGCAAACACGACUGGCCAGUCUUCCGGAGGCAGCAUCUUCGGAAACCAGGGUGGCUCUACGGGAACGUCAGCAGGACCGACUGGGGUGGGGCUCUUCGGCAAUGCAGGUGGCAGCUCAGCCGCCCCAGCGUCGGGAGGGGGCCUUUUCGGAGGCACCAGCAACAGUGCCGCCACUCCGGCCGCAGGUGGUGGUUUGUUCGGGAACGCCGGCGGUGCAUCUUCCAACCAAUCAGGUGCAACCACUCCGGCAGCAGGAGGGGGCCUCUUCGGCAACAAUGCGACCGCUCCAGCAGGAAGUUCCGCCACCUCAGCUCCAGCUGGCGGAUUGUUUGGUAACGCAGGUGCCUCAAACACGCCUGGGGUAGGUCUCUUUGGUUCGGCCCCCGCGGGAGGCAGUACUGCCGCGGGGAAUAACGCCUUCGGAGGAGGCCUUUUCGGUGCGAAACCAGCGGGGCAAACAACAUCUACCCCUACAACAACUGCUGCACCGGGUGGCACCGCCGGUACUACACCGAAUCUGUUCGGAAGUGCGAAGCCUACUGAUCAAACGUCUUCCACGACCCCCAAACCUGCUGCAAGCAACUUCUUCGCUCAGCCUGGCACGAGCGGGACAUCGUCAACGACACCCGCCGCCGCACCUUCCGGAGGCCUUUUCGGCUCGGCGCCCAAACCCGCAGGUGCCCCUGCGAGUUCAGCGGCGUCGGGGACAAGCAGCACGCCGGCACCGGCUGGUGGUGGCCUCCUUGGGGCUGGGUUGUUCGGUGCUAAGCCGAGCACGCCUGCACCAUCAUCGACUGCCGCUCCUGCGACCUCAACAUUGCCAGGAUUUUCGCUAGGCGGCGGGGCCUCGAAGGAUGCGGCUGCAGACAAAGACAAGGACGCAUCGAAGACGUCGUUAUCAAUACCGAACUUCUUUGCGAAGCCUGAUGACAAGAAGGAUGCACCCACGAGCCUACCGGCAUUCAGCCUUCUCGGGGCUGCAAACAAGGAUGCAGAGAAGAAGGAUGGUGCACCUGCCCCUUCUUCCACGUUCUCGCUAGGUGCCAGUCUCGCACCAAAAGAAGGUGAUAAAGCAAAGGAUGCAGCCGCAUCAGGUGCGCCUGCUACGACAUCAACCGCAAUAGCAGUGCCUCCGCCAUCUAUGCUCCGAGGGAAGACGAUCGAGGAGAUCGUUAACAAGUGGUCGACCGAGCUCGACAACCAUGUUCGUGAAUUCAACAAAUUCGCAAGCGAGGUCGCAGUAUGGGACCGUGCGCUUAUCGAGAACGGCAACAACCUCGCCGCGUUGUACAACCUCGUGGUCGCAGCGGAGCAAGAGCAAAAUGACAUCGACCAGUCGCUAGACCAUAUCGAGCAGCAGCAAAGGGAACUUGUUGCGACAUUGGAGGCGUAUGAGAGGUCAACAGAGGAAAUACUCGGCGGCCAGGGUAGCAACCUCCGUGCGCUCGACACGGGUCCUGCCGAUACCGAGCGUGACAGGAACUACACGGUUGCGACCGAACUGCACGGUCACCUGGAUGACCUGUCUGGCUCGCUGACCCAGAUGAUUGACGCGGUGAACGCGCUUGCGCUCCCUACCGACGGUGCCUCACAAAACAACGAUGACGCGCUGAGUCAGAUAGGCGAGAUCCUGAGCAGUCACCUCAUGAGCUUGCUCUGGAUAGAUGGCUCUGUGAAAGAGGUCGAGAGCCGAGUCAACGAAGUGGAGAAACGGGUCCGGCUCGCGGAGGAAAGUGGCGCUGGCUCUAGCUUCAAAGGCAGAGGGUUCGGCUUAGGUGGCAGUCGAUAAGACUUGUAGAACAGAGUGUGUUUCUGAAUCGGCGACUGGAUUACGAUAAUUGUAUCAUAAGUUACGAGCGAUGCGCCCCAUCACAUUUUUCAUGGAAGUGGCACAGGCUGAAGCGCAGGUGCGAAUCGGAGGGACCGAUGCGUCUUCUGACACGUUAAGGGGUAUGUCCCACAACAGGAGAACGUCCGAUCGACUGGGAGGUACGUUCCCGGAACGCGUUCCGGGAAC
Molecule: messenger RNA, 2322 nt
Organism: Rhodofomes roseus
Lineage: Eukaryota; Fungi; Basidiomycota; Agaricomycetes; Polyporales; Fomitopsidaceae
Product: Nsp1-like C-terminal region-domain-containing protein
Exons: 12
Coding region: 1-2094 (697 amino acids)
Biological process (GO): protein import into nucleus; RNA export from nucleus
Cellular component (GO): nuclear pore; nuclear pore central transport channel
Molecular function (GO): structural constituent of nuclear pore; phospholipid binding
Source: RefSeq, a predicted model, not a curated record